UCGGGGGGUGGGGGAAGCCAGUCCGCCAUUGUGGAAGAUGGCAGGGGGGGUAUUCCCGUAAAACGCUCAUCACUUUCCCGUUGACUCACUCCUCUCAGCUCGGUCCCAUAACCACCUCGUUCAGAGGCGAGUUUAUUUGUCGAUAAAGGGCGCCGUCGUCGUCGUGUGCUCCCGGGGAGGCUACUCCGCCGCCUGAACGAUCUGAUCGGACAGCCGGAGAGCCGAGGCGGGCGGGCGGGAGGGAGGGAGAGAGAGCGGCGGCGGCGGCGGCGGCGGAGGAGGAGGAGGUGGAGGAGGAGGAGGAGUGCACACAGGCGGACGGGCAGUGUGCUGAGCACUGAGCAGCCAUCGGCCCCGCUUCCUGGAGGAUGUCUGCGACCACAGUGGACCACCAGCAGAGACCUAAAGGACAGGGAAAUAAAGUGCAAAACGGAUCAAUGCAUCAAAAGGACAGAGUGAACGAUGAUGACUUUGAGCCUUACAUAAGCAGCCAGACAAAUCAGGGUAACAGCUACCCACCCAUGUCUGACCCCUACAUGCCCAGUUACUAUGCGCCGUCCAUUGGAUUCCCGUACUCUCUGGGAGAGGCCGCCUGGUCCACAGCAGGAGACACGCCUAUGCCCUACCUGACCACCUACGGACAGAUGAGCAAUGGCGAGCCGCACUUCAUCCCCGACGGUGUGUUCAGCCAGCCCGGUGCCUUGGGGAACACGCCUCCCUUUCUGGGGCAGCACGGUUUCAACUUCUUCCCCGGCAACGCUGACUUUUCCACCUGGGGUACCAGCGUGUCCCAGGGUCAGUCCACGCAGACGUCCGUCUACAGUAACAGCUACGGCUACGCGCCCAGCUCGCUGGGCCGGGCCAUCGCCGACGGACAGGCCGGCUUCGGGAGCGACACGCAGCUCAGUAAGAUGCCGGUGUUGAACAGCAUCGAGCAGAGCAUGGCGGGGCUCAAACUGGGUACGGACAUGGUUGCGGCCGUCACUAAAACUGUGGGCGUGCCCUUAGGGGGCACCGUGGGAAUGAGCAGCAUGGCAGCAAAUAACCUUCCGCCUUCCGUGAGCUCGUCCGCAGGUAAACCGGCCUCAUGGGCAGCCAUCGCCAAGAAGCCGGCCAAGCCACUACUCAAGGCUCAGCCCAAAGCCAACAUGGGGAUAUUGGGCGCCGCCAUUCCUCCGCCGCCCAUAAAGCACAACAUGAACAUUGGUACCUGGGAUGAUAAGGGCGGCCUGAACAAGCCGCCGUUAGCUCAGACGAUGAUGCCUACGCCACCUCUGGUACAGCAGCCUCUUCUCGCUCAGCCCCCGGCCUUACUGCAGAACCCUUUGUCCCAUCAGCCUCAGCACCAGCACCAGCACCAGCCCUUCCACCUCCAAUCCCUCCAGUCCCCACAACACCCUCAGUCCCUCCCGCCCGGCCCCCUGCACCUUUCCUCUCACCACGGCCCCCCGCAAGCCCUCCAUCAGCAUCAACCCCAGCAGCCCGGCCCGCCGCCCAACCGCUGGUUGGCUCCCAGGAACCGGGUCGACGGCUUCGGCAUGGGCGUCGGCAUCCCGCCGCAUGCCUCGCUGUGCUUGGGCGAAGUGCACCCCGUGCUGGAGAAACUGCGCGCUCUCAACAACUACAACCCCAAAGAGUUUGACUGGAACUUGAAAAACGGACGCGUUUUCAUCAUCAAAAGCUAUUCGGAAGACGACAUCCACCGCUCCAUCAAGUACUCCAUCUGGUGUAGCACAGAACACGGCAACAAGCGUCUGGACGGGGCCUACCGCUCGCUGGGCGGCAAGGGGCCCUUGUAUCUGCUGUUCAGCGUCAACGGCAGCGGGCACUUCUGUGGCGUGGCCGAGAUGCGCUCGCCGGUGGACUACAACGCCUACGCCGGUGUCUGGUCUCAGGAUAAGUGGAAGGGCAAGUUCGAGGUGAAGUGGGCUUUCAUCAAGGACGUGCCCAACAACCAGCUGCGACACAUCCGGCUGGAGAACAACGACAACAAGCCUGUGACCAACUCCAGGGACACUCAGGAGGUGCCCCUCGAGAAGGCCAAGCAAGUGCUUAAAAUUAUCGCUACUUACAAGCAUACCACCUCAAUAUUUGAUGACUUUGCACAUUAUGAGAAACGCCAGGAGGAGGAGGAGGCUUUGAGGAAGGUAAGAUCAACACAAAGGGCAAUUCAGUAGUUGUGGCUGUGUGCAAUACGGUAGAUCCUCAGAGCACAAUCCCUUCCGGGAGACCCUUAAUUUGUUCGGAUUUUGACUGGAUUCCUGCCAUCCCGUAACAGUUUGUUGAGUACCACUUUGGCCUACUUUUUUAGGCCUCCAAUGUCAACCCAGGCAAUGCAGCUCCGUGCAUUCAGAUAGCUAGAUGCAUGGCGACGUUAUCGACAAUUGCUUCUAACACAAAGGGUUGGCAGUGAGUCUGAGGUGUUAAACUUUCUUCAACAAUGGUGGCAUUAUGCUUUUGAUACUUCCUCGGCAGACUGCAAAUACUUGGAUCAACCCCUCAUCGUUGAAUCGGUACCUUACAGUACAGUACAGGACAAGGACACGCUAAAAACUGGGUUGGUACGACUGUGAAAAACUUCAACUGCGCAUCCCUGCAUUGGUAUCUUAUGCCACGUUAGCCACCUGUUAAACAGGUGGCUUAGUAUUACGUCGGAAGAUGGCAAAUUAGUGGGUGCACUUCAACCCCUCAUCUCUGCAUCGGUAUCUUAUACACAGACAGUGAAUUCGUAAAAAAUCUCGGAAUACAGCCAAUUCUUGGUUCGACGUCACCUCCUCAUCCAUUUUGCAAAAGGUUAUGGACACCAAGAAAAUGAAAAUAACACUACAAAAUAUGGACUGUGAGGCUGAUGACUGAUGGUUUGGGUCCAAGCUUCCUCUGUUUUUCAGACCACACACUGCCAAUUUCAGAGUGGUUAAACAUCUGAACCAUUUGAGUUUUGAGUCCACUGUAGCUGGUUUGAGUGUACGUGACACACUCAGUGGGAGCACUUUCCUAAAACACGCACAGAUUAUAUCUUUUCACUGAGUCACUGCUUUAAAAAUCAGCGGAUCCACCUGCUCAGUCUGAUAUAAAUGGAAUUUCCCGACAAGUCAUCCUUGCUGUCGAGUGGCGUCAAACGAAAGCCUGAUUCAUCGACAGCCAUCUCGCGAGUGCGAUGAGCUCCCCGAGAGGGGAGGGAUACCCGACGAGGGGGCCCUGAAAUAGCCCACAUUCCGGGCAUUCCCUGUUUGGAGACAAAGGCAGAUGCAGGCCAUCAACUCCCUUUGGACGCCAAGUUCGUAGCGGUAACCUAACUCGGUGGUGCUCCCGUUCCCAAUUUUCAGGCUAGAGGCGAGACGUGACCAGAGUGUGAAGUUUUACACUCGAGACUCACUGCCCACGCCGCUUUGUGUUGACUGCAUUUGUGAUGGACAUUACCAUUCAUCUAUUAACCUGACAGGGUUAGCCAGAGCAGUUGAACACUGCUUUCUCAGGGUUGAGUAUGUAAGGUACAGGCGAUUAAAUCCCUGCUGUAAUGUUAUGCCUCUCAUGCGCUAAUUUACCGGGAUGCAGUGUGCAAGCAGCAUGUGCCUUUCACACACAGAACCCAGUGAAAUAGGACAUGGCACGCCCCCCCCCCCCCCCCCCCCCCCCCGCUGCUAAACGGUAAUUAGAUGAGUGACAAUUGCUUUCGAACACAACAGGGCGGGAGAAGAGAAUCUCUGGUGUUUAAACCUCACACCCCAGUCCAGUCACGCAGCCUCCGUUGUUCCGUUCAUAUGACCCAAGAACUCGUCAAAUUCGCGGCUCGACUUCCACACCUCGUUCCGUGUUGCUGCUGUUCACACCUGACAGUGACAAAAUGCGAAAAAUCCCCGUAUUUAAAAUAGGCAAUGAAAAACGGAAGGGUCACAUCAGUAAAGGCGGAACACAGCGCACUGUAUGUCCACUGCACUAUAGCUACAACACACUACUUAUAACAUGGGUCCAUAUAGUCACUUGGUACAUGUAGUGCAAUAAUAAAAGCGCACAUGCUGCUGUUCUCAUAAGAGACAUUGAGUAUAUAAAUAGUAAUGAUGAGCGAGGAGGUCAGCACACAGGUUUCAUUCAGCAACUAGUUCCUUUUAGAAGCGUCACCACAGCAACCGAUUGUUGAUUUGAUUCAGAGGCAAUUUAGUAGCAUUAUGUAAAAAAAAAAAAAUAUGGACAUAUCUUCAUGGUCAUUAUGAAAGUAAUAAGAGUAAAAGCUCUCAAGUCUGUUACAGGACAUUCGUCGACCUCAAAUUAGUAUGGAUUUUGAUAGAAACGAUACCGUGAACAGAAAUAAUCUAUUCUUGAGUCAAACCAGCGUACAAACAGGAAACGCUUAAACCUGCUUAACAGUGCUACAAGAGCAAAUAGAAGCACAUUAAAACAACAAAGCACCUUGUGACUGUGCUUGUUAUUCCCUGGAAAGUGAAAAUAAAUGUCUUCUAAACUUGAUACACCACUGAGAGGAGAGUUGUUAUCAACCCUGCCAAAUUUGAAUGAUUAAAAAAAAAAAAAAAAAAUCGCCAAUUUAUAUAAAAUGAGGCUUUGAAAUUGUGAAAAAUUAAGGCAUUCUCUCUGCUCUCAAAAGGCUGUGCUGAAACCACACUCAGCUAUGAAAUACCUCUACUACGACCUGGAAAAAAUGGCUGCUACGUGGUCUCGCAUCUUGUGUCUACACAUAACUACGUUUGCUACGUUAUAUCUUCCUUAAUCUGCCUCGGGUGGCUGAAAUUUAUCCCACUUGGACUUUUAAAAGCGGCGGCAAGGUGCUCGAAAGCAGGCACGGCACCUGACAACGCAACACAAAAUUUGUUGUAAGCUGCUCCGAUGGAAUCAAAACGGGCCCGCAGCGGUUUGUGUUCCUUGUUGUGUCGACACCUUCCAAUUGUCUUCUCUCUCUUGUUGGCAGGAACGCAGUCGAAAUAAACAGUAACCCUCAAGCGAACGAGACGUGCGACACUAAUGGUGUAAUGACCUUAAAAACAACAACAAAAGUUGCUUAACCACGAGGAGGACAAGAAACGUAUCAUCGCAACACCUGAUGUGUGUAUUUCUAUUUCAAAGUCACCUGCUUUGAAAAAGCACUUUCAUCCCCGUCACUGUUUUACUUUGUUUGCAACUAACUGACUAAUCAGCUCAGUCGCCAUGUUUUUAUUUUUAUUUGUAAUCAUUUUAGCCUCUCGUUAGGAAUCAGUAUUCAGGUGAGUUAAUUAGGGAAACACAAUCAUGUCAAUAAGAGGAUAUAUUAACCCGCAUACCAAAAGAAUGCGACGACAGGCUCAUCUUUGUUUUUGUUUUUUUUCUCUCGCUCUUGUGAUUCUUAAGUGCUUUUUGUCUUCAGAGAAUGUGACCGACUCACUAGCGACAAUUAAAAAAAAAAAAAAGAAAAGGAAAAAAAGAGCCGUGUUUAGCGAAAAAAACAACAACUUGUGUUUGUCUUUAUUUGGGCAAAGUUGAAUGAAUUGACAAUCAUGCUACAACAGAGGGUUAUAAAAAGCCACCUUUAUUAUUUUUGCUCAGAUUAAGUAGCAAUUACAAUUUUGUCAAAUUGAAAGCCACGAAUGACGAACGACAGCCGCUGGCAUUAGCCGCCUCAGCUACUUGGGAUUUUUUUGAAACACUUAAUUAGUGAAAAUUAUGUUACCACAAUUGAAAUGUCUUAGAAUGACAAAUAAUACUAAAAAUAAUUAAUUGUUUUUUUUUAAACCCAUCCAUUUAAAGCCUAAUGGAAAGACCAUUGUGCUAAAAUUGUUGGAAAAAGUUAAAUAAAACAGCUAUCCUCAAAACUGAAAUUAUAUUAAUUGUCACUUGUAUUUAUUAAAUAAAGUAUUUGUUCUUAAUCAGCACAAUCCAAUUGCAUAAUAAUAAUAAUAAAAUAAAAUCACAUUUGAGUGAAUAUGUAUAUACAGUAUAUUUUAUUUGCUUUUUUUUGCAUCAAAUAGUUUAGAUUUGUGUACAUUUAUACAUGUACAGUAUAUCCAUUAUAUUUUUCAUUCCAUUUUAUAGUCCUUAAAAAAAAUCGAAUUAAAUCAAAACGUGUAUUUUGUUCUAUUUUACAUUUUAUUGUAUGUAAUGAAAAAAUGGCCCACAUUGUUUUUUUAAUCUAAUUGCAUCUAAAAAUUUUUGGGUGUAUUUGAAUUCUAUUUUACAUUUUUUAUUGUAUUAAGGGAAUCUAAAUAUUUUCUGUUUAACAAUCCAAUGAAAAUAUUACACAUAUACUGAAGAAAAAUAUAAAAGCAACACCUGAUUUAGCUCCCAUUUUUUCCCAUGACCUAAAUAAAGAGUGUUGUACACGUGAGCAUUUCUCCUUUGCCGAAAUAAUUACCCACCUCACAUGUGGCAUAUCAAGAUGCUGAUUAGCGAGCAUGAUUAUUGCACAGGUGUGCCUUACACUGGCCACAUUAAAAGGCCACUGGGAAAAGCGCAGUUUUUCUACGUCUGUUUAUUAUUCUAUGUAAUGUAGUUGUCGUACAAUUCAAUGAUAUUUUGCGUUUUUCCAAGUGUAAUUUCACUCAACAAACCCCAUCUCCCCACUAGAGGACGCCAUCCGUCAGCUAUUAUCUUCCUUCCAAUGGCCUCAGUGGUCAAACAAAAAGCCUCUCCAAUACGCAGCAAGGCACGCUCCUCCUUGAGCCUGAGCCCUCCAACUCCUCUAGAGCCAAUUAACCAGGACGAGAAGCUCUUGUUGUGCCUUCACAGCCCCCCCCCCCCCCAGCUUUAUUAAUGCCAGCUCACCAAAGCUGUUCAGCGAGCGCGGGAGGAGUGAGAAAAUCUCCCAUUAUGUGCGUCGGGGGGGGGGGAGGAAGAAAGAGCUGUAAUUAUAACAUGCAGGCUUUUGGAUUGGCGACUUGUGUUAACUUGUGCAUCGACCAGGUUUUCUCAGGGGAAAGAAAAAACACUUGGUGCUUUUGCUUUUGUCUGUGAACACAACAGACACACUUGAGCGGGGAAUUUGCUGUUUAUUCGCCCAACAGUCACGCUGAGAUGCGUGUAAGAAAAUUAAUUAAAGAACUCUCGUGUUAUGUGGCUUUUUACCAACAAGUCACUUAUGUGAUUUGAACAUGAAAACGCACGCUUUAGUUAAGUAAUGGAAACCUUUCCAAGCAAUUUUUGGCCAUUCCCUCAUCAUAUAAACACAUUUAAAAAAAGUAAUUGCAUAUCUGGAAUUCCCUCAAGUCCUUUAAUUUGAGGUAUGACUCAAUAUGGUUUGUUGAAGAUGAAAUGUUGUCUUUGUAGUGCAUCAAAAACAGCAGUGACCUUUUACAGCAAAAACAACCCAAACCUGUUUAUUGGAUGAAUACCAUAGAACUGGAAAGCCCUCAUUAGGAAUUUAAUUUGAGGUAUGGCUCAAUAUGGUUUUUUGUUGAAGAUAGAUUUUUGACAGAGACCUUUUCAAAGAAAGAAGAAAAAAAAAAACCCAAACAAACAUGUUUAUUGGCUUUAUACUACACAUCUGGAAACUCAUUAAGGCUCGGUGACAUUUUUAAGCAAAAAAUAAAACUUUUUGGUGUCAUUCCAUCAUUGUAGAAGCACAUAUGUGGAAACACAUCAUUGAGUUCUACAAUUUGAAACAUGACUCGCUAUGGUUUGCUGAUAACAGAUUUGCACGCUAUAUUUCCAACUAUUGUUGUCCAUAUAGUUUCCCCCCCCCCUCCAGAAUUGUCUCAUUUUUAAACAUUUUGUGUUGGAGACGGGGGGCUCUGGAAUGGAAUAGGAUCAGAAUCGCCAGAGUUGCGAUUUCCCUCCCUUUUUUAUUUUUAUUUUUGUAUUUUAUUUUUUUAAUACCCUGACUGGAUCAGAACAUCCACUUAAGUCCCAUUUUGUCACUAAUGAAAAAAGGUUAGUCACAGCAAUAAUAAUAAUAAAAAGGCAAGACAAGGUUAAACGUGGUGGCUCGGCACUCCCCGCGGUUUCAAGGCGCUAAAUUAAGACGUAAAAUCGGACGAAAUGAUCAGCAGGCUUUUUAUUUCACGCUCCGGGAAAAAAGGAAAGCAAGAAAGUCUGGUUUUGAUUGACAGCUUGGUGCCAUUUGUGAGGCUUUCUGUUGCCAUGGUUACUUCAUUACAAGCGCAAGAGAAGCCGUGCAGCCUUAUUCGCUAUGCUGCGCACACACACAAAAAGAUUAUUUGUCACCUAAUAUUUGCUUUAAAUCUAUCAAUGCAAACCACUGGAUUAGGAUUUUAGUAAUGAAUAUGUCCUACAGGUGUGGCUGUAUUUGCACAAAAAAAAUAUUCAUUUCACACAGCUAAUUUGAUACGGUGCACGCCGUAACAUUUCAACAUUGUAAAGCACUUAGAAGCAAAGUUAAGGUUUAAAGAAACUGUAAAAAAUGCAUCCCAUUUACCUUUUAUGUGCGCCUCCUCACAGUUUCAUUGCGUAAAAACACAAUUACGGCUUUUUCCACAAAUAUGGCUGACAUACAAUCCUUGUGGAGUGACACACUGAGAAAAAUCUGCUCACUUGACAAAUGUAGCCAACAUUCAUGGCUUGUACAGGGGUAAACUCUUUAAAAAAAAAAAAAAAAAAAAAAAGUACCACUCCACAAAUAUGGCCACCAUUCAUGCUACAUGCAGUAACACACUGAAAAAGAAAAAAAGUCACUUAACACAACAAAUAUGGCUGUCACACACACGAAUGACAGCAUCACAAACAACAAACAACAACAAAAAAAAUCACACAGCGACAAAAGAGUGUAGUGACGCACGACAGAAAAUGUCCUCCAAUAAAACACUCCACAAAUAUGGCUGACAUCCAUGGUUUGUGCAAUGACACUCUUGGAAAAAGUCACUCAGCAACGUACUCCAAUAAUAUGGCCGACAUACAUAAUUUGUGCAGGAACUCUCUACAGAAAAAGUUCUGUAAAAACACACUCCACAAAUAUGGCCGACAUGUAUUGUUCAGUGUCGCACUAAAAACGGUCUCACGGCCAGCGACAGAUUCCACAAAUAUGGCCGAUAUAUACACAUUCUAUAGUAACAUAGUCCACAAAUAUUGCCGACAUGAAUGUCCUGUCCAGAGACACGCGCCACAAAGAUGGCCGACAUACAUACAUUAGGCACUUACACAGAGAGAGUCCCGCCGCAACGGACUCCACAAAUAUGGCCGAUAUACACAAUGAUGUAUUCCAGGGGAAAAAAAUAAAAUAAAAAUCACACGCUCCACAAAUAUGGCCGAAAUACAGACCAUGCUUACAUAUUUUGCCAUUGUUUCAAAGAAGUGAUGCUUGUUUAUCGCCUUUGUCUUGUUAUUAAUUUUUUUUGACCACGCACACAAAAACACUAAUCAUUUUGCUUUCAGUGCGCCUGCUUCAAACGCAGCCAGGGUGACCUUCUGUGUGAAUCGGUGGCCUUUUUUCCCCAGCAAAUUUCACACUGCGCUCACGUGGAAUAAAGCGGCGCAUUGAUUUUCUUGAGCUUUUUCUAUAGCGUCUGCAGCCACGCAAUCUAUAGGUGGUGAACCUGCGCAAGGGCUUUUAACAUUGACUGCUGCCGAAUGCUUUGAUUCGUACAUAUUUCCAGUAGCCCACUAUGUACUGUACGUGGCACUGAGUGUUUUUAUGUGAUACACAUUCAAGGCCUUGUGGUCAGAAAUGUCUCCUGGCAACAAAGACAAGGAAUCACUCAUGUAACGUACGGCCCACUCCAUUCUUUAAGUAUGUAUUUAAAAUGAUCAAUAAUUCUGUAAUA
This is a messenger RNA of Phycodurus eques (leafy seadragon), 9698 nucleotides long. It is a transcript of the gene ythdf3, whose product is annotated as YTH N6-methyladenosine RNA binding protein F3. Gene Ontology annotation, biological process: mRNA destabilization. The transcript is spliced from 4 exons. The record is from RefSeq and is a predicted model, not a curated record. Gene Ontology annotation, molecular function: N6-methyladenosine-containing RNA reader activity; mRNA binding. Bases 369 to 2177 code for a protein of 602 amino acids. Gene Ontology annotation, cellular component: cytoplasm. NCBI's taxonomy places the organism in Eukaryota, Metazoa, Chordata, Actinopteri, Syngnathiformes, Syngnathidae.